UUUCCUCUCCCUGGCAUUGACUAUCCCAUGGACCACUCAACUUCACCCGCCCAAGAGGGCGGCGAGGCCAACAACACCAUUCUCCUACCGACUUUCAAUCUUAUCAUCCCCAGUCGUCCAAGUAGCCCCCUGCAACUCGAUGCCUCCUAUCUGGAGUCUGCGGGAUUGCUCGACGAGUCUUGCACCCAGGAGCAGAGCCACUGCGGCUUGAACUGGCAGUCCGAUCCCAGCUUCCAGGACCACGAGCCUCCUCUAGCCAACCCCCAACCUAUCUGGUGGCAAGAUUCCCCACCAGUGCUACGAAAAACCGAGUCUUUAGAGCAGCAGCUGACCCGCGCCCUGUGCCAGCACGCACACAAAGAGUCCAAGGGGUUUCUCCCCCUAGAUAAGUUGCACGAGCUAGUCGUCGAAGACUCGGUGGCGGAAGCCCUCACCACCUACAUUCCGGGCCUCUCCCUCGAUGAUGCGAGAAGCCACGCCCAGGAAAUUUGCCCCAGAUCCAUGCGUGAUCCCCUGCAGCCAUCUUUCCGCCGGAUGUUUGCAAUCCUCGUCAUGAUCCAGCAGCCGCAGGAGAUCCUCACCUUUGUUAGACACAACAUUGCAGACCACGACUUGCCGCUCGUCAAAGCUCGGAGUAGCACGAAGGGGGUGCACGAGCUUCGGCGAAAGACACAGCCGCAUAAGACGUUGGAGUGUCUGUGGGCGUGGUCGCCGUUUCUGGUGAAUUCUUUCGAAGAGUAUCAGUGGACGUUGCUUUCGCCUUUCUUUUCGAGGGGGAGUAAGGGCACGGUGAGGUUCUAUCCUCUUGAUGACCAGACUAUACUGCCUUUUGUAGAAGACUCGUCGAGAGAUGCGAGUAUUGAGGAUGAUGAGGACUUUCAGGGGGGUCAUGGGUCUAUCUCUAGGGUCAAGAUUCACCCGUCACAUUAUGACUUCCAUGAUAUCUCGGAAACCUACGAGGCUGAGUCCACCUUCGCAGUGAAACGCCUCCACUCCCGCAACCGCGAGAUGUUCUCCCGAGAAGUCGACGCCCUCAAGAGACUAAGCGGUCAGAAGCAUAUCGUCCCCCUCCUCGCCACAUUUGAGUACAAGAACAGCUACCACCUGCUCUUCCCCUGGGCCAAUGCCAACCUACGCCGCUACUGGGCCAUGUUCCCCAACCCGUCCGCAGACAAACGUUACGGCCUCUGGGUAGCCAAGCAGUGCAAGGGCAUGGCGGAGGGACUGAGCAUCAUCCAUGAGCCCCCCGCCGACCAGGGCGACGACUACGCCUACGAGAGCGUCCUGCAGCCGAACCACAGCCAUCUGCAGCGUGGCAGCAAGCCAGCGUACGGUCGUCACGGGGACAUCAAGCCGGAAAACAUCCUUUGGUUUCGAAACGGACCCAACACAGACAUUGGCGUGCUGGAGAUUGCGGACUUUGGUCUGACGAGGUUCCAUCACAGGCAGUCAAGGAGCAAUAUAUCGCCUGUGGGGAUGGGCAACUCGCCGACGUAUCGGGCGCCCGAGUUUGACAUGCCGGAUGGGUUGCUGUCGCGAUCAUAUGAUAUAUGGGCGUUGGGGUGCCUGUAUCUCGAGUUUAUUACGUGGUAUUUCCUGGGAUGGAAUGGCGUGACGCAGUUUUCGGCGAGUAGGGAGACCAAGAGAAAUGACUUGUCGGCUGAUGACUGCUACUUUGAGUUGAGCAGCUCCAGAGAUACGGGAAAUAUUUGCAGCAAAGUCAAGCCUGCUGUUAUGAGGUGGAUGGCAUUUCUGCAUCAGCACUGGGCUUGCUCGCCCUUCUUCCACGACUUUCUCGGUCUCAUCGAGAGCAGCAUGCUCGUGGUUGAGACGAACGGCCAAAGACCCGUCCGCAGAAUCACCGCGGCAGACGUCAAGCAGAGGAUGGUUAGCUUCUACAACCGCUCGGGCUCCGAGGCGGCGUACUUGUCUGGGGCGAACCCGCUGAAUGACAUUCCGGUUUCGACGAUGCAUCACCUGGGGAAUUGCCAUUCUGAAGAAGCUCAGAGGUGGGCCGUUCAAGCCAAGGCAAACACAACUGACGCGCCUGCCUCUUGGGAAUUGGCAAGGAGCUGGCCUCACUUGAAGACAAACCGGAGGCAUUUGAGCAGCAACACUGGCGACGGAAAGGAUGGCAUUUCAUCACCACUUAUGAGACGCCAUACUAACCCGGUCUAUCUGAGUGAUGUAGUCAUAAGUGAAACAUCAGCUUCCACGGGUGACCUGAACAAGCAGAACAUCAGCACGACACACACGAUUCAGGAGACGGGACUGGCACAUAUCCGUCGGUUCGCUUGCCCCUUCUUCAAGAUGAAUCCUCACAAGCAUGGCAAGACUUGUUCGCGGGGAUGGGAGCACAUUCAUAGGUUGAAAGAGCAUCUAUUUCGGAAGCACACUCUUCCAGACCACAGAUGCACCCGCUGCCUAUCUCACUUCAAAGACAAUGCCGAGCUUGAAGCGCACGCUCGCUCCGUCACGCCCUGUGCGUUAAGAGGGCCUUCGGAUUCCGACAACAUCACUCCCGAACAGGAGCGACUUCUGAGGAAACGACCUCGGAGAGAGGUCAUGUCGCACGACGCGGAUUGUGAGCGUUGGCGCAAAAUAUUCAGCAUUCUGUUUCCGAAUACGGACCAGGGGGACAUUUCCCCAUACAAUGACUAUAGUCUUCCCUCAUCGACGACGGUAGAAUACUCCGAGACCAUCGAUGACUAUAGCAAGUUUCUCGAUGGGGGCAUCCCGUCCCACGUGCAGACUGAGCUACAGGCUACGAUAAGUAGAGAGCUAGGGGUUAGUGAGGUUGACGGGAGGAAGAUUGUGGACAUAAUCCCGAUGUUGCAGCAAACACUGCUGCAGUCGUUCCAGAACUAUAAAGGAGGGCUAUCACAGGGUUAA
Molecule: messenger RNA, 2892 nt
Organism: Fusarium keratoplasticum
Lineage: Eukaryota; Fungi; Ascomycota; Sordariomycetes; Hypocreales; Nectriaceae
Product: Protein kinase domain-containing protein
Exons: 5
Coding region: 28-2892 (954 amino acids)
Biological process (GO): peptidyl-serine phosphorylation; peptidyl-threonine phosphorylation
Molecular function (GO): ATP binding; protein serine/threonine kinase activity
Source: RefSeq, a predicted model, not a curated record